This is a messenger RNA of Larimichthys crocea (large yellow croaker), 1547 nucleotides long. RefSeq lists its product as uncharacterized. The record is from RefSeq and is a predicted model, not a curated record. The transcript is spliced from 4 exons. The coding region runs from base 101 to 1531 and encodes 476 amino acids. NCBI's taxonomy places the organism in Eukaryota, Metazoa, Chordata, Actinopteri, Sciaenidae.
AGAAGAUACUAGGUUAACUCACAAGACAGACAGUGAACACAUCUACACGGAUAUUCACCACAGACACUUCUGGAGAGAGAAGACACACGGCAAAGACAAGAUGGAAAACGAGGAUUCAUCAGACGAAUCUGGAGAGAUGAUUUGCAGUGAAUUGGAUGUUCCCAUCAUUACAUCAGAGGCCCUCGAACCAGUAGUUACUUUAUUUCUAAGUGCUAUCACAGAUGAUCAGUGGGUGCUUUUGGCAGAUGGCAAAAUGACUUCUGGCGCAUUCUCUCGGCUCUAUAAAAUGUGCAGUGACAUCUUAAAAAUCAUCAGCUCUGAGGUCUUGGAAGUUGUGGAACCUCAGGUUCUAGACUGGAUGUUUAUCCACGCUACCCAAGGUGGCCAUAACAUGAAGAAUCGCAUUUUUUACAGUGUGACAGAGGAUGAUAUAAAAGCCAGCAUUGGAAAUUCUUUUGAUCGCUGUUUCGGUGAGGUAACAGGAAUCCCACAGGAGAGGUCCAACGGGUCGAUAGCACUGCUGGAGUUGUUUGCAGCAGAGGUGAAGAAGAGGGUGAACGAGAAACUUGCUGGACAGUCAGCCUCUUGCCCACGGACUGUAGAGUCUAUUGAUUCUGAAACAUCCAAUGAUUAUGACGCUACUGAAAUGGUUCACCUAGUGGCCAAUAUAUUGUAUUGCUUGUUGCAAAAUGAUAGUGAGUCACCCAAGUAUCGAGACACAGUUUCCAGCAUGGAUUUCUCUUCAAAACUGGGGGUUAUUGAUGUUGAAAAUUUUUGCCUAGAGGAGCUUUGCACACAGCACUCUACAAUGUGCCCCGUAUCACUGAAUGUGAAGAGUUUUGCCAAGGCUACAGAGAAGAAAAACCUGGGAGAUAUGAGACUGGAAGAAUUUAGUCCCACAUCCCUAAAGUCUACUGGAAGCUUCCAACAGGUUUCCAUGACAUCCAGUGACAUGGCUUCUGGAGGAGGUGGUACCAGCCCAACAAAAGAGCAGAGGUUGAAAAAGUCAGGAAAAAACUGGAGCUUUGGACACAAACUGAGGACAUUUUUCAACAGAAAUACGAGUAAAGCCGCCACAGCCUCUGACCUUAACACAUCAGAGUCUCACUCUUGGGCAGAGGAUGCUACAAUAACGCACCCUGUACCAAACAUGCAAAGAUCAGAUAGUGAAGAGACUGUCACUAACUCUUCAAGUGAGGUGCUGAACAAUUCUCCCCCAAAAAACAGGAGCUUUGGACACAAAUUGAGGACAUUUUUCAACAGUAAAACGAACAAAGUUACUCCAGGGAGUGACCUCAACACAUCUGAGGGUCAAGGAAGCCUCUGCAGAGUUUCCAGGAAUACUUUAUGUCCAGAUGAAAUCACAGAAGUUGAAGAGUUUUGCUCAGAGGACCCACUUACUCCACCAUGUGAGAAUGGAUCAAUGCAAUCCAGCAAGCAGCCUGCCAUCAUGAGGAUUUUGUCUUCCACAGGCAGGAUUCUGAUGAAGCCAUUCACUUGCUGCACUGUAAUUUUUCCUGUUUUCCAAUAAAACAAUGAAAUAGCAG